Molecule: messenger RNA, 672 nt
Organism: Acaulospora morrowiae
Lineage: Eukaryota; Fungi; Glomeromycota; Glomeromycetes; Diversisporales; Acaulosporaceae
Source: the annotation of a GenBank genome assembly
CCAGACAAAUACAGAGUUAAACUUUGUUAUGGGGCGUUCAGAUGGAUUUCUAGGAAGGAAUUCUACACGAGAUACGAAGAAGAAUUUCAAACAUGCCAGUUGGGUGAAUUUAUUAUGGAUGAAGAUGAAGAGGAUCAGAAUCAUAAUGAUCCUGAACUUAUUAAGAAAGUUCAUAACCUUGAGGACGAGUUAUAUCAGGUUUUGAUUGGCAUGGAUGAAUCAGCAUGGAGGUAUAAGCAUUUUGUCGAAGGAGGAAAGAAACGACGAUUACUUGCUCAUAAAGUAUCAGCCGGUCCGUACAACAAAAAUGAGUACACUAUGGUUGCGAGGGUUUUGAGAGGUAUGUUUGUUCCAAAGGUUGCAGAAUCAAUCGAUCGAAACAAAGUGAUCUCCUCGCCCAAGAAGAACAGGGAAGUCAAAAUACUGCGACAAAAUGAUGGAGCGCAACCAGCAUUUUAUAGGUAUUCAGAGGAAUUAAAACUUCGAUUCGUUAAUGACGUUUUGCUUCCUGAAACCAUAAUAAGAUUAAUUAUGGAAAAAGAAGAAAUUGAUUAUGAGACAGCGGAGGAUAAAAUGCUGACGGGAAAUAGGGAGGAUGAAUGGGUGGAAGAUCUCCUUGCCGAAAGAACCAGUUUUCAGGUUGGUAGAGAAAGUUUACGUGAAAAAGCAUAA